This is a messenger RNA of Aspergillus oryzae RIB40, 1314 nucleotides long. RefSeq lists its product as uncharacterized. Bases 1 to 1314 code for a protein of 437 amino acids. The transcript has 8 exons. The record is from RefSeq and is a predicted model, not a curated record. Gene Ontology annotation, biological process: secondary metabolite biosynthetic process. Gene Ontology annotation, molecular function: monooxygenase activity; FAD binding. NCBI's taxonomy places the organism in Eukaryota, Fungi, Ascomycota, Eurotiomycetes, Eurotiales, Aspergillaceae.
AUGCUCGACGUGGAAGAACUCGCUCUGACAGUUGAAAUAGUCCGGUUACAUAUCAUCAUUGUCGGCGCAGGUCUCGCAGGGAUUUCUGCUGCCAUAUCGUGCGCAUUAGCCGGCCAUUCAGUCACCGUCCUCGAGGCAGCAAAAGAACUUGCAGAAGUUGGUGCCGGCCUCCAAAUCACCCCUAAUGGCUCGCGCCUUCUCAAAGCCUGGGAUCUUCCUCAAACCAUGUGGGAUCAGGCAGCUGAACCAACACAGUUGACCGUACAUCGAUAUUCUGGGGCAGUGCUGGCCCGUGAGGUUGACUUUGAUAAGAAGAUCCGAAGGAAAUACGGCGUGCCUUUCGUUGAUCUGCAUCGAGGGGACUUACAGCAAGCUUUGUACGAACGGGCUCAGCAGUUGGGAGUGAAGUUCCAUCUGAAUGAACGCGUACAAAAUGUUGAUCCCGCAGUGCCGUUGCUAACGACUAUUUCGGGGCACGAAUACCACGCUGACUUAAUCGUUGGAGCUGAUGGCUUGUGGUCACGAACUCGAGAAUGCUUCCUAGGAACUGCUGAUCCGCCCAAGCCGACAGGAGACUUGGCAUAUCGAAUUGUUCUGUCUCUGGAUCAAAUCAAAGAGCCAGCUUUACGAGACUGGGUCAGCCAUCCAGAAGUCAAUUUUUGGAUUGGUCCUGGAUCACACGCGGUUGGAUACUCCUUAAAGUCGGGUAAAAUGUAUAAUCUUGUAUUGCUUGUACCGGAUGAUCUACCUCCAGGUAUCACGAAGCAACCUGGAAAUGUCGAAGAAAUGAAACUGCUCUUCGAAGGCUGGGAUCCCAUUCUCACCCAGCUUCUAGGCUACGUUAAGAGAGUUGACAAGUGGAAACUUAUGCAUAGAGAGGAGCUACCAUCAUGGAUCAACGAAGCCAAUAAUUUUGUCUUAAUAGGCGAUUCCUGCCAUCCCAUGCUUCCAUAUCUUGCACAGGGCGCUAAUUCGUCCAUGGAGGAUGGCGCGGCCUUAGGGACGAUCUUAAAGUCCGUCACAAAGAAGGAGCAACUCCCGAAUGCUUUGCAUAAGUUUGAAAAACUUCGAAAAUUGAGAAGUGAGGCUAUCGCCAGGGAAACAUUUAAACAGGAUGGCCCUGACCAAGAAGCUCGAGACGAAAUAUUCAUAUCACAGCUCGGCAGAGAAGAAAUCACUGGUGCUUUUCCUAGCCGAUGGACGUGCCCCGUUGUCCAACCAUGGAUAUAUGGAUAUGAUGCGAUAGUCGAAGCUGAAAAAGCGCUUAAAGGCAGAAGAUUCUCCAACAUUGAAGGGGAAUCCCCGAAGAUGUAG